Molecule: messenger RNA, 1190 nt
Organism: Salvia miltiorrhiza (redroot sage)
Lineage: Eukaryota; Viridiplantae; Streptophyta; Magnoliopsida; Lamiales; Lamiaceae
Product: ras-related protein RABB1c
Exons: 6
Coding region: 252-887 (211 amino acids)
Cellular component (GO): Golgi apparatus
Molecular function (GO): GTPase activity; GTP binding
Source: RefSeq, a predicted model, not a curated record
AGGAUGGAGUAUAAUUUUGAUUACAAUGGGGAGUAAAGCGUAUGUGCUUCGCUGGAAUCGUCUGGAUUAAGCGUUAAUUCCUUCUCACUCACUUUAUAAAAAAUACUCACAAUUAAUUAAUUUAGAUCAUGCUGCCAACCGUACCACUGGUCUUCGUUUAUCUUUGCGCCUUCCGAACUUCAUUUCGUCUUCUUUCUCCAUUUUCAAAUUCCCCAUUUCCGAGAUCCAUAUUCGAUUGAUCUGCCCUAGAUAUGUCUUACGCAUAUCUCUUCAAGUAUAUCAUCAUCGGCGAUACAGGGGUUGGAAAGUCAUGUCUUCUUCUACAAUUUACCGACAAACGUUUCCAGCCAGUGCAUGACUUGACUAUUGGAGUCGAAUUUGGGGCUCGGAUGAUUACAAUAGACAACAAACCCAUUAAGCUUCAAAUAUGGGACACGGCCGGUCAAGAAUCCUUCAGAUCCAUCACAAGGUCAUACUACAGAGGAGCUGCUGGUGCACUUUUGGUUUAUGAUAUCACUAGGAGGGAAACCUUUAAUCACUUGGCUAGCUGGCUAGAAGAUGCAAGGCAGCAUGCAAAUCCAAACAUGACAAUUAUGCUGAUAGGCAACAAAUGUGAUCUUGCCCAUAGAAGGGCCGUUAGCACAGAAGAAGGAGAACAAUUUGCAAAAGAACAUGGGUUGAUUUUCAUGGAAGCAUCUGCGAAAACUGCUCAGAAUGUAGAGGAGGCUUUCAUUAAAACAGCAGCAACAAUAUACAAGAAGAUUCAAGAUGGAGUGUUUGAUGUUUCAAAUGAGUCAUAUGGAAUAAAAGUAGGUUAUGGUGGAAUUCCCGGGCCUUCUGGCGGUAGGGAUGGUUCUUCUUCUCAAGGUGGAGGUUGUUGCAGUUGAGGUUCGGUUUUGAAACACCGCAGACAUUCUUUGCUGCUCUUCUGGGCGUUAUGUGUAUACUCCACAACUUGGCAUUGUGAUUAAGUCGUAGUUUUGCUUGCAGUUAAGUUUUCUGGGUGCCAUUGUGACUGUAUAUCUGACAUCACAGCUGGGAGUGAGUAAAAGCAUACAUGUUUUGUUUUAGUUGUGGUUUGUUUUCCUGUGUUUGUGCAAAUGUAAAACCAGUGUAACUAUAGUGUCAUCUUGUUUUUUGUUUGUUAAACUCUUUCACUGAGAAAAGGAUUGCGCACUUCUCUACUCAAA